Glycine soja is the source of this 2041-nucleotide messenger RNA. Its product is annotated as probable polyol transporter 6. Bases 95 to 1726 code for a protein of 543 amino acids. The record is from RefSeq and is a predicted model, not a curated record. Gene Ontology annotation, biological process: transmembrane transport. Gene Ontology annotation, cellular component: membrane. Lineage: Eukaryota; Viridiplantae; Streptophyta; Magnoliopsida; Fabales; Fabaceae. The transcript has 3 exons. Gene Ontology annotation, molecular function: carbohydrate transmembrane transporter activity.
GUUAUAUUGUCAGAUUUUUUUCUUUGAUGAAUUUUAAUAUUUGAGGCUCUGUGGUAUAAAUUUUUGAAGUCACUGUUGCUGUUCUGCAUUAGAGAUGGAAGAGAAUUCUUCUCUGGAACACCAUUAUUACUACCCUCUUCCUGCUUCUUCUGCUGCUGCAGAAGCUGAUCAUCCUAAUAAUCACAAUGAUGGUGACAAAGAAGAGACUUGUGCAGAGGAAGGUAGAUCUCAAUACAAGCCUAACACAUCACAGAAUUAUGUUUCAUACCAAAGCAAUAGGUCUCGCCUCAACGGAUAUGCACUUUGUGGUGCUAUCUUGGCUUCCACAAACUCCAUUCUCUUAGGCUAUGAUAUUGGGGUCAUGAGUGGUGCUUCUCUUUUUAUAAGGCAAGAUCUGAAGAUCACAUCAGUCCAAGUGGAAAUCCUUGUUGGGUCCUUAAAUGUGUGCUCCCUGAUAGGGUCUCUUGCAUCGGGGAAGACUUCUGAUUGGAUUGGGAGAAGGUACACUAUAAUGGUUGCUGCCGCAACAUUCCUGAUUGGUGCUAUUCUGAUGGGUUUGGCACCUUCAUUUCCAUUCCUAAUGGCAGGUCGUGUAGUUGCAGGCAUUGGUGUUGGUUACUCCCUCAUGAUCUCACCAGUGUAUGUUGCUGAGCUCUCUCCUGCUCUCACCAGAGGCUUUCUCACAUCACUCCCUGAAGUCUUCAUCAGUGUUGGCAUUCUACUUGGUUAUGUCUCCAACUAUGCCUUCGCAGGCCUCCCAAAUGGCAUCAAUUGGAGACUCAUGCUUGGCCUUGCUGCCUUGCCAGCAAUUGCAGUGGCACUUGGUGUGUUGGGAAUGCCCGAGUCUCCUCGCUGGCUUGUAGUGAAGGGAAGGUUUGAGGAAGCAAAACAGGUUUUGAUUAGAACAUCAGAGAACAAAGGAGAAGCUGAAUUAAGGCUUGCUGAGAUACAAGAAGCUGCUGCUUCUGCUUUCUUCACAAACAUUGACAAAGCAACAACUUCUUCCAGGGCCAGUCCAACAACAAGAAUGUGGCAUGGACAAGGGGUUUGGAAGGAAUUGCUUGUUACACCUACUCACACUGUGUUGAGAAUUCUUGUGGCUGCUAUUGGUGUUAACUUCUUCAUGCAGGCCUCUGGGAAUGAUGCUGUGAUAUAUUAUAGCCCAGAAGUGUUUAAGGAGGCUGGGAUUGAGGGUGAGAAGCAGCUUUUUGGUGUUACAAUCAUCAUGGGAAUAGCCAAGACUUGCUUUGUUUUGAUAUCAGCCUUGUUCUUGGACAAGUUUGGGAGGAGGCCCAUGUUGUUGUUGGGCUCAUGUGGCAUGGCAAUCUCAUUGUUUGUGUUGGGCUUGGGCUGUACCUUACUUAAGUUAUCUGGUGAUAACAAGGAUGAAUGGGUCAUUGCUUUGUGUGUGGUUGCUGUCUGUGCUACUGUAUCCUUCUUUUCUAUUGGGCUUGGGCCUAUAACUUGGGUCUACUCUUCAGAGAUUUUCCCUCUGAGGCUAAGGGCCCAAGGUUCCAGCUUGGCCAUUUCUAUGAACCGUUUGAUGAGUGGGAUUGUGUCCAUGACAUUCCUUAGUGUUUCAGAGGCAAUAACAUUUGGAGGCAUGUUCUUUGUGCUUGGUGGGGUGAUGGUGUGUGCCACACUUUUCUUUUAUUUCUUUUUACCAGAAACCAAAGGCAAGAGCUUAGAAGAGAUUGAAGCUUUGUUUGAAGAUCAAGCACAUUGAUUCUGACAGUAAGCUUUAGAUUAAAAAGCCUUGAUCUUUGUUUGAAGGUCAAGUCUUUAGAAGUUGGGAAAAAAAAAUAGUGCUGUUGUCCAGGAGAUUGGCACAUGAGAUAGUGGUUUAAUUUAUUGGUUUGCCUGACAAGGUACAUAGUGGUUUAUACAUUUGGAUAUAUACAUUGAAUAGAUUAUAGAUAGACUAGCGCAAAAUUUGACAUACCCGGGAAUGAUUCUCUCCCAAGAAAAAUUGUUUGGAAAUUGAAGCUUGAGCUUCUCUGUUUCAUUGGACAAUGUAUUUAUUCAGGUAUCUAAUUUUUUA